Molecule: messenger RNA, 1701 nt
Organism: Dendronephthya gigantea
Lineage: Eukaryota; Metazoa; Cnidaria; Anthozoa; Malacalcyonacea; Nephtheidae
Product: mitochondrial-processing peptidase subunit alpha-like
Exons: 11
Coding region: 70-1644 (524 amino acids)
Cellular component (GO): mitochondrion
Molecular function (GO): metal ion binding
Source: RefSeq, a predicted model, not a curated record
AGAUGUAAUACGAAAUGUGGUUAUAGAUCAUAGAUAUUGACUGAUAUUCCACGUUCCCCAGAAGAGAAUAUGGCGGCUUGUUCACGCAGAAUAAUGAUCUGGAGGAAAACUCCAGCAGCGAAAUUACUGUUUAGUAAACAAGAGUGUUCGUUUUGUUUACGUUUCUUCAGCGAAGCAAAGGGGUUUCCACUCAAUAAACCAUUGCCAAAUAUGAAAGCACCAAAUUCAUCAGUAGUUCUUGAUUCCUAUGAAAGUAAUGAAACUAAAAUAACAAAAUUAGAGAAUGGUCUUACAGUUGCAUCUGAAGAGUCGUUUGGUCAAUUUUCUACAAUAGGCGUUCUUAUUGAUGCUGGUUCUCGAUAUGAAGUUGAUCAUCCAGGUGGGCUGUCACAUGUUAUUGAGAAAAUGGCAUUUAAGAGAACAAAGCAGUUCAAAUCUAAUGAAGAAAUCUUGAAUGAGCUUGAAAAGCAUGGUGGGAAUGCUGAUUGUCAAUCAUUUCGGGAUGCCAUAGUAUAUGCCACAUCUACUUUUACUGAGGGUUUAGAAAUGGUUAUGAAUAUUUUAUCAGAUGGAAUUUUUAGACAAGAUAUUGAUGAUGAUCUUGUGGCAAGCCAAAAAGAGGUUGUUGAAUUCGAACUGGAAAAUUUGGAGUUGAGUCCAGAUCCUGAACCUAUUCUAACAGACUUGAUACAUGCUGCUGGUUAUCGAGAUAACACGUUAGGACUGCGCAAACUUUGCCCUAGAGAAAAUCUCUCCAGUAUUAACGCAUCAGUUAUGAAAGAUUACAUGUCACGAUAUUACGAGCCAUCAAGAAUGGUUCUUUCGGCGGUCAAUGUAAAUCACGAGGAGACAGUCGAGCUGGCCGAGAAAUAUUUUGUCAGCGCAAGUACAACCUGGGACCACAACGAAGUGACAUCAACAGACCAGUCAGUCGCACAAUUCACUGGUGGAAUUAUUACAGAACAUCGUGCAGAGUCGCAAUUAAACCUUGGUCCUACACCAUUACCAGACCUGGCUCACGUCUCCCUCGGGUUAGAAAGUGUAUCUUUUACUGACCCUGAUUUCUUCGCCUUUGCCGUCCUUAAUGCUCUCAUGGGUGGAGGAGGUUCAUUCUCAGCUGGAGGGCCUGGAAAAGGCAUGUAUUCACGACUAUAUUUGAAUGUCUUGAAUCGCUAUCACUGGAUCUACGCAUGUACGGCAUUCAAUCACAGCUACGUGGAUAGUGGAAUAUUUUGUAUCAAUGCAAGCUCUCAUCCAAGCCAGCUUCCUAAUCUGGUUCAGACACUUCUAUACGAAUAUUUCAAUUUAAUACGUGGUGAAUUUAACGAUGUUGAGGUCUCGCGUGCCAAGAAGCAGCUUCAAUCAAUGCUGAUGAUGAACCUGGAAUCUCGUAUUGUAAUGUUUGAAGAUAUUGGAAGACAAAUUCUCGGACUCGGGGAACGACACUCCGCGCAAGAGCUGUACGAGAAAAUCGAAUCUGUAACUAUUAAAGACAUGGAAAGAAUAUCAGAAAGAUUAUUAACAUCGAAACCAGCUUUGGCUGCUUAUGGAGACCUAAAUAAACUGCCUUCAUUUAAAGACGUUGAGAAAGCUUUAGUAAACGAUGGUAAACUUUCACCUUCAAGAUUUUUCCUAUUCAGAUGAUACGGAAAGAACUAAAAGAUGUAAAACAUUUAUUAUAUAAAAUGUUCUGUAUAUUCA